CCAUUACCCGGACAUCUGAGUGUGUGACCCCGCACUGUCAAAAGCAGGAAAUGAACGCUUAAAAGUGCUAUAAUGUGAGCGAUGUGAGUUAUUUCCCCCCUAUUCUCCUUUAUUUACACAAUAUCUAGGUGCAUCUGAACGUGUGGGUCGCAUUGUCUGGAAGGCAAACGGCAUGGUACCCAGAUUGUCAGUGGAAGAAAGGAAACCCAGAUACAGUUUACACUAAUGCUAAUGAUAAGUCCCAAAAUGGCCUCAGGAGCGCAAGAGAAACAGUUCACACAAUCCCUUCUGAGUUUUUUCAUUUAUAACCCUACGCUUGGACCACGCGAAGGAGAGGAAGAGAAAAAGAUUUUGUUUUACCACCCGAGUGAGGUCGAGAAGAAUGAGAAAAUCCGAAAUGUGGGCCUUUGUGAAGCAAUUGUUCAGUUCACCAGGACUUUCUGUCCAACAAAACCAGCAAAAUCUCUGCACACACAGAAGAAUCGGCAGUUUUUCUUUGAGCCAGAGGAACAUUUUUGGAUAGUCAUGGUUGUUCGAAACCCAAUGAUUGAGAAGCCGAACAAAGAUGGCAAACCUCCAACGAUAGAGUAUCAAGAAGAGGAAAUACUGGAUACGGUUUAUGGUGCAGUGGUUCGGCAGUGCUACAGCAUGUACAAGCUAUUUAACGGCACCUUUGGUCGAGCGAUGGAAGCGGGUGGAGUGGAGCUGCUCAUUCAGAAGCUUGAAAAGUUUUUCUACAGGUAUCUGCAGACGCUCCACUUGCAGUCCUGUGACCUGCUGGAUGUAUUCGGAGGCAUCAGCUUCUUUCCGCUGGACAAGAUGACCUACCUGAAGAUUCAGUCAUUUGUUAACAGAGUGGAGGAGAGCCUCAGCCUCAUCAAAUACACGUCCUUCCUCUAUAACGACCAGCUUAUCUGGAGUGGGCUGGAACAGGACGACAUGAGGAUCCUUUACAAAUACUUGACCACGUCUCUUUUUCCCAGGCAUUCGGAGCCUGAGUUGGCUGGUAGAGACUCUCCUCUGAGGCCUGAAGUCACGGGAAAUCUGUUGCACUAUGGGAGGUUUCUGACAGGACCUACUAACCUUAAAGAUCCAGAGGCUAAGUUCCGAUUUCCAAAAAUAUUUGUCAGUGCAGAGGAUGGCUACGAAGAGCUGCAUCUCAUCGUUUAUAAGGCGAUGAGCGCUGCUGCUUGUUUUAUGAUCAGUGCCUCUGUUGAGCUGACCAGGGACUUCUGUGAGCAGCUGGACAGCUUGGUGGGCCCCCAGCUCACUCUGCUGGCAUCAGAUAUAUGUGAACAGUUCACAAUAAACCGCAGGAUUUCUGGGCCGGAGAAGGAGCCCCAGUUUAAGUUCAUCUACUUUAACCACAUGAAUCUGGCGGAGAAGAGCACUAUUCACAUGAGAAAAACCGCCAGUGUGUGUCUCACCUCAGUCCACCCUGACCUCAUGAAGAUUUUGGGCGACAUCAACUGUGACUUUGCAAGGGUUGAUGAAGACGAGGAAAUCAUCGUGAAAGCUAUGACCGACUACUGGGUUGUCGGUAAGAAGUCCGACCAGCGAGAGCUGUAUGUGAUCUUAAACCAAAAAAAUGCCAAUCUCAUUGAAGUAAAUGAGGAAGUAAAGAGGCUUUGUGCAACACAGUUCAACAACAUUUUCUUUUUGGACUGAGCAGACACUCUAAAGACUCUC
This is a messenger RNA of Cyprinodon tularosa, 1689 nucleotides long. RefSeq names its product CCZ1 homolog, vacuolar protein trafficking and biogenesis associated (gene ccz1). NCBI's taxonomy places the organism in Eukaryota, Metazoa, Chordata, Actinopteri, Cyprinodontiformes, Cyprinodontidae. The coding region runs from base 226 to 1668 and encodes 480 amino acids. The record is from RefSeq and is a predicted model, not a curated record. Gene Ontology annotation, biological process: vesicle-mediated transport. Gene Ontology annotation, cellular component: Mon1-Ccz1 complex; intracellular membrane-bounded organelle. The transcript has 17 exons.